Molecule: messenger RNA, 1209 nt
Organism: Nicotiana attenuata
Lineage: Eukaryota; Viridiplantae; Streptophyta; Magnoliopsida; Solanales; Solanaceae
Exons: 1
Coding region: 1-1209 (402 amino acids)
Source: RefSeq, a predicted model, not a curated record
AUGAAAUUUCCAGCAGGUUUAGAUUCUCCUUCUCCUAACCUAGUUUGUCGACUCAAGAAAUCUCUAUAUGGUCUUCGCCAAGCCUCUAGGCAGUGGUACGCUCGUUUAACUGCCGCUCUUAAUUUCAAGGGUUUUACUCACUCCCUUAACGAUUAUUCUCUUUUUUACAAGAAAACUGGUGAUUCUGUUUCUCUAGUGGCAGUUUACGUGGACGACAUUUUACUUACAGGCAACAAUGUUCAGGAAUUGAAUGAUUUGAAACAGUUCUUAGAUCAUGAAUUCAAGAUUAAAGAUUUGGGGACCUUAUCUUAUUUUUUGGGUAUGGAGGUGCUUCGUGAGCCAUCUGGUCUGAUCCUUUGCCAACGCAAAUUCACUCUUGAUCUUCUCACUGAAUUUGACUGUCUUGGUUUGUCUCCUGCUUCUUCUCCUUUGGACCCUUCUUCUAAACGUCGUUCUAGUGUUGGGGCUCCUCUUCCUGAUCCUCUACUCUAUCAUCGUCUUUUAGGCAAACUUAAUUUCUUGACUCACACCCGUCCUGAUAUUUCUUUUGCCGUCCAGCACCUUAGUCAAUUCAUGCAAGACCCUCGCGUGCCUCAUUUCUCUGCUGCUCAUCACUGCCUUCGUUAUCUCCUUCGUGACCCUAGUCUAGGCGUUUUCAUGAGCGCAGAUCCUUCUCUUGAUUUGCUUGCUUUUUGCGACUCCGAUUGGGGUUCUUGUCCUGAUAGUCGUCGUUCUGUCAGUGGGUUUUUCAUUAGUCUUGGCAGUUGUCCUGUUUCUUGGAAGUCCAAGAAACAACCCUCCGUCUCUUUAUCUUCUGCUGAAGCUGAGUACCGGUCCAUGCGGCGAGUCGUUGCUGAACUCACCUGGCUCGUGCGUUUGCUUGAUGAUCUUUCCGUUCUCCCUUCUUUGCCUGUGCCUCUUCAUUCUGAUAGUCAAGCCGCCAUCCACAUCGCCAAAAACCCCGUUUUCCAUGAGCGUACCAAACAUGUGGAACUUGAUUGCCAUUUUGUUAGGCAGCAGUUCCAAGCGGGGCUUAUCUCUCUUUCCUUUCUUCCUUCCCAUCAUCAAAUCGCCGGCUUGUUUACCAAGCCCCUCUCUGGGCCUCUCCAUCGCAGUUUACUGGGCAAGUUGGGCGUGCUUUCCGCCCCCUCCAACUUGAGAGGGGGUGUUGUCGAUGAAGCUACUACUGAAGAUAGGGUUUCUGGAUAA